This is a messenger RNA of Nasonia vitripennis (jewel wasp), 8324 nucleotides long. RefSeq names its product midasin. The transcript has 9 exons. The coding region runs from base 4634 to 7090 and encodes 818 amino acids. Lineage: Eukaryota; Metazoa; Arthropoda; Insecta; Hymenoptera; Pteromalidae. The record is from RefSeq and is a predicted model, not a curated record.
CUGCAGCCGCACAAUGAGCGCGUUCCCUCUCCCAUCAGCGCCGCAGACGCGCAGUGUGUUCUCCAGCGGAGCCGACUGCGUUUAGAGCACGUCGUCGCGGUAUCGGUUUAUUUCCCGCAGCAGCAGCUGCCUCCUCUUGCUCUGCUCUCCGGAGAGUGGAGAGGGGCGCGCGCGUGCGACGACUCGUCUCGAUGCGACGCAGUGCUGCUGUGUGCUGCACUGUGUACGUCGCGUACGCGUGCGGAGGAGAGGGACCACCACCGGAAAUCGGUCCGUCCUUAUUCGAGGCUCGCGUGAACCACCGCUCGGCUCUCUCUCUCUCUCUCUCUCUCUCUCUCUCUCUCUCCUCCUUCUCCCCCUCUUCUUCUUCUUCUUCUUCGGCGAAGCCUGCAGUGUGCGGGCCGCUACCAGAUCGCUCGCCGGGGACUGAGUGGCUUUUGUGUAGAUCACGAGUGCGACGCAACGCCCGGGUGUGGAGGGAAGGUUAAUCGAAACCGCGUCUUCCUCGCCCGUACACGAGGGGAGAUUAUUAUUAUUCUCCGCGUCACGAAGAAUAAGAGAGAGAGAGAGAGCGAGACGGGGGCGUGGGCGCGGGGCUUUCGGGAAGAAGCUAUCAGCCGUCAUGAGAAUCGCUAAUACCGGCCCGGGCUAUCGAUCCCCGGCAGUUAUUUUUAUCUCGGCUCUCCCGCGGCCGCGUCUCUGUGUGCCGGGGGAGCGACCUCUCUUUGUAGGAAACAUACACACACACAUCCGCGCUUAUCGCGACGCACACGCGAGCCGAGGAGAAAAUGGCCGCGGCCUGGCGAACGCGCGGCUUUACGCAAGCUCGAGGCCGAGCUCGUUAGCGUCGCGCGACCAGCGGAGGCUCGAACGCUGAGGAAGAACGCCGCGUUUAUUCUGUACAACUGAUCAACAGUUGGAGAAAAAAUCAGGGCGACGGGCGAUCGAUACUCCAAUCGGAAUAAUGAAAGUCGCUCGUUCGCCAUCGGGCGUCGUACACGCAUAUGCGCUGUGGAGCGCGCGAGGGUCGCGCAGACCCGUGGGACCAAACGACGGGAGGAGGGCCAGCAUGAAAAGACCUAGUCGACACUCUCGACGACUGGAGCCCACGGUAUACCCGCAGCACGGCUCUCCCUCUCUUUUUGUGCUCGUCGUCGCAGUCGUCUCGUUCCCCCUCUAUGUAGUCGGCGCGUAUGAAUUGAUCCGUGCGGGGCGGAAGAGCGAGUUAGCGGGACGAGCAAGCGAGCGAGAGAGAUGCAAAUCACGGCGAGCUUUUAUUGAGGAGCGUCAAGACAGCGGCCCCCCCCUCUCUCUCUCUCUCUCUCUCUCUAAUUUCUUUAUUCGACGUCCAGCUACGCGCUCGUUGCUGCCUCGACAAUUCAACGCUCCAAUGAAGCCAUUAUUGCCUUUCCUUCUUUUUUGCGAGGCUCCGAACCGAUUUACUUUCCAACUGGUCGCCUGCAUGUGCCGGAGAACGUUCGAUUGCGUAAGCGCGACGAACGCGCACUGCGCUGGAUGCGUGCUUCGCUCGACUCAGCGCUAUCUUAUCGCCUCGCUCUUACAUCGCGCGGCCCGAACUUUUCCUUGUCGCUUCUUCGACGGCAGCCUCGGGGAGCAUCAAAACACGCAAGCAUCCUUGCAAGGUUAAUCAAGAGACUGCGGCUGACGCAACGGUGAACCUCGACGCGUAACCCAACGCCGUAAAGAGAAAAGAAAGGAUCGAGACUUUAUCUCUCGCGUGUGCGCGAAGCUGCCGCUACUCCUGCUGUAUCGUCUUUCCGCCGUCGACAGCGCGGCUCGACGAUAUUAUUACCUUGCUGUGCUGUGCGCUCUCGCUCUGCGAAAAAACUGACGAGUCGCGAACAAUAUAAGUACGCGCGAUUUACGUAAGCUUCCGUCCUGCAGGCGACACACGCACGCAUCGCGGUUUCCACGUUGUUGGUCUCAAGGCUAGCUCAUAUGGAAAUGUUGCUUUCCUGGUAACGACGAGGGCUUUUCUCUCUCUCUCUCUCUCUCUCUCUCUCUCUCUCUCUCUCUCUCUCUCUCUCUCUCUAUCUAUCUAUCUCGCCCUUUCCCCAGCUGCGCCCAGCUGUAGUCGCACGGCGAGCAUGUGCGGCCGUUCUCCGGACGUCCUCGGCUUUACGAGCGCGAUCGAGUCCAAUAAAGUUAAAAUAAAGACUGCGCGCAGCGCGAUACCAAACAAACAAAGUCGCGUUCUUUGGAAACGCACUGAUCUUUGAAGUGCUCUUUUUUCUCUUUGCGAUCGACUUUGAUGAUGAGGCGUAAAAGGUACAGGGCCCAGCAGAAGUUUUUCAAGUCGGAUGAUGACGCGUGGCACCACGCAGCAGCGGUGUUAACCCCGUUUUCCUCGUAAACGGCUGAUGUACAACAGGGCACGUGUGUGCGUUUAUGGGCACAAGUGGAUAUUUAUGCAGUUUCAUGAGCGAAGGUGAACGGUUGUAAACUCUGCUGACUAAGUGCAUAAUUUUCUCCGGAGGCGCGCACAUCGGAUGGAAAUUUAUGCUGGUUUCGGUAUCGUUUCGUUAGAGUAAAAAAUGUGAGCCCGCACGGCCUCGCGGAAUUUAAAUGUAUCCCGGAUCGAUUCCCCCGACUGCUCGGCUUGGGGGCCAAGCCUCGCUUCCUGCAUCUUCCCGUGACGCCACUACGUCACACGGACAGGCCGUAUCGAUCCGCAUCGUGCGGUUCCGAAGCGUCAAUGGGAGCACUUUGUGCGUGCGAGCUAGCCGGCCGCGCGCAGGGGGAGUCGGCACUGUCGGCAGGCAGCAGAGAGACGUCGUCGAGCGCGCCGAGGGGGGUGCGCGGACUGCGAAGCGAUCCGAGAGAGAGAGAGAGAGAGAAGGAAACAGUCGCCGGGACCGGGUAUCUGCCCGAGCGAAGGGUGGCGAACCCCCUGAACGAUUCGGCGCCGAUGACCUUCCACCCUCCGCUUCCCCAUGCGCAGCCCGCCCAGCUCCUUCUUUUCUUCUUUCGCUUCGAUUUCCAUCUGCAGCCUGUUUACCUCCACUCCCCCUCCGCUCGCGCGCGAUGCUCAUCUCUGAGUCUCAAUCUGCGAUCGAAGAGAAAUGCCCGCGAAACGCGCGCAGCGAGUGACUCAAUAGAGUCAUCCGCGCAACGACUCUCCGCUGCCGAUUAUUCAAAGCAUUCAAAAGCAGUCGUGAGUCGGAUAAAACGCAUUGCUCGACUCGCUUAUCUGGCUUAAGUCGCAGAGACGCCAGUCGCCGGUUCGCCCGGAGCACGAUCAUUGGUUCGCCAGCGCACAGCUGCGCCCGCAGCGCUCGCAGCGCUCCCCGUCUCCCGCACUCUCGUAUGCUUAGGCGCUUUUUCAUUUCUCCUCGGCGUUGCUGCCUCCCCCUCCGAGAGAGCCUACUCGUACGGACUCUUCCCUGUGGCAAUUUUCCGUGCGCAACGUUGCCUUCCUCCGCUGCGUAACUAUCGGCCAAGGCAGGCUCUCGUGGCCGGCCAAGCAGCUUCGUGGCUCGCAGCGAGACGGCUGCUACGGGGAAAGAAAAGCGAAGCCAGGGAGGCUGCAAGUUUGCGCGAAAACGUCGGCGCGCGCCAUCUUGCAUCCGCGAGCAACGCGCCAUUGCGCGUACACGAGGUGUUCGGACACGAGUGUGGCAAUGGCGCAGCAUUCUCGGUAAUCAUCCCCGCAGGUAUGCACGGAGCCGAGAUCGGCAGAGCGACGCACCGGUCCCCGCAGCACGUUUCGCGCCGGCGUCUGCACAGGGCGGUACCGCCUCUCUCUCUCUCUCUCUCUCUCUCUCUCUCUCUCUCCCUCUUUCUCUCUGAUGCCCUUUCGACCUUUUCCUCUCUCGCUCUCUUAUUCCACAAUAGCCAUCCAUUUCCAGCCAUCCCCCGGCUGCCGGCCGAGCAGGCGCGCAGCUGCCGGUGUAUACGCCGUCUCCCGGCGUGUCUCCCCGUCUCUCUCCCUCUCUCUCUCUCUCUCUCUCUCUCUCUCUCUCUCUCGGGGCUCGGGCACACACCACACGCGCAGUGCGAACGAGCGCCGCGUGCCGCGCUCCGUGUCUCGGCCGCCGUGACUACGAGCCGUCACGAGCCAGGCGCAGCCGCCGCCGCCGCAGUCCGCUCCGAUCCGCGCGCGAGAGCGAACCUCUGCGCAGGCCGCUUUCCGCCUCGACUUUACGAGUUUACGCCUUACACGCAGCUGCACAGCCCUUGGGUGCGAAGCGCGCACGUGCGGUGGGGAGGUUAGGAGACGGCGACGUUCGCCAGCAGCAACGCCACCAGUCCGCGCAGCCGAGUGUCGGUGCGUGCGUGUGUGUGUGCGCGUGUGUGUUUGAUCGGGUCCCGCAGGAUCGGCACGUGGAGAGAGCGCAGAGGUAGAGGAACGGCUCCCGCACUUGCGGCUUCUUGCCAUGAGCGCGCCGAUCCCCGCUCAGGGAGUGUAAACAGACGAGAGCCGAGAGUCUUGUGCACGCCCGGAGGAAAAUGGUAGCGUCUCGGCGCGCCAGAUAGCCGGACAGCAGCAGCAGCAGCAGCGCAUCGAUCGCGCCGCACGCGAGAGCCCGCGCCGGGACACACCUACGUGCUCGCUCGCCGAUACGCAGCCAAGACAGCUCGGCGGAAGCACAAGGGGAAGGAAGAGAAGAAGAUGCCGCAGUGCGCGGUAGCGACAUGCCGGAACAGCCACCGGCGCACGCGGGGCCGGCGCAUCCGGUACCACCGCUUCCCCCAGAUACCGGAAGUGCGCUCGCGCUGGGUGCGCGCCUGCGGCCGGGUGCCCCUCUCCAACGGCGACAUCCCCUUCAACAUCCAGACGGCGCGCAUCUGCUCGCUCCACUUCACCAACGACAGCUACGAGAAGGACAUGGAGCACCUGGUGCUCGGGCUGCCGGUCAGGUCGAGGCUGCGCCGCGGCGCCGUGCCGACCAUCGGCGUGCCCGUCAACGUCCAGCCGGUCACCAAGAUGCUCGUCGAGGACGCCAAGAGGUCGCUGCUCAAGGUCGCGCAUGCCAAGAUGCUCAAGCAGGGCAAAGCCGGCGCUAAGGGGGCGCCGCCGGACGGCAAGAAGCCCGCCAAGAACAACAACAACAACAACAACAAUGCUGCCGCCGCAGCCGCAGCCGCAGCCGCCGCCACCGCCGGAGGGGCGCUCGCCGCCGAGGAGAUCGACGGGAUCGACGUGCUGCUCGCGCUCGGGCUCAAGCCUGCAUCACACCUGAACAAGAUGCACGCGAUGGACAGCAGCGGCGGCGGCAACGGUAAGAACGCCCUGGAGAGCGGCGGGCCUUCGGAGCUGAAGCAGCGCGACGACGAGGACUCGCGCAAGUCGCCGAAGGUGCCCCAGAGCCAACAGAACGGCGCGGCGCUUCCCGAGGAGACGGCCUCCGCCGACCGCAACCUCGUCCAGUGCGUAGCCGCCAGCGGCUUGCCAGCCAAGAAGGAGAAGAAGGAGCCCCUCGACGACGCCGAGGCCAAUCUCCAUGUGCAGUCGCCGACGCGCAAGUCGUCGAAGCUUCAGGCGGAGCAGCCGACGACGUCGCCGGGCAAGGCCGGCCGGCCGAGCGGCCAGCGGGGAGCCCCGGCCAAGCUGCAGCUGGACGAACAGCAGCAGCAGCAGCCGCACUGCCGGGAGACCAGGAAGCGCAGAUCGGCCGAGUCGGCAGCCGCGCCGGCCAGCCUCUCGGCGAACGGAAGCGGCCCGCCGAAGAAGCUCUGCCUGGACCAGCGGGAGCAGUUCAUCAACUCGCUCAUCGGCUCGGACAAGUACACCGCGGAGCAGCUGGCCAGCAGGGCCGAGCAGCUGCGCGCCGAAGUGCAGGAGCUCGACGAGCUGGCCCGCGCCAAGGAGAUGGAGUGGAACGAAAUUCUGAGCAUGCGGAAGCUCAAGGAGGAGGCCUACCUGCGGAUCGAGCGCCGCCGCCAGAUAAUGGGCUUCAUGGAGGGCAACGGGCCGCUCGGCGCCGAGGGCCUCAUGCCGCCGGCGAGCCUCUGCCUGGCCCAGCAGCACUUGGACGCUUCCAACAGCCAGAGGGAGCCGAAGCUCCUCGUGGUGCCGAAGGAGGAGCGCUCGCGGGACAGCUCGCCGGCGUUCAAGCGCGAGAGGGCCUCCAAAGCGCAGCCGAGCUACCUGCAGCCGGGCCGGCCGCAGCAGCUCGGCGAGAACGGGCCGAAGAUGCAGCAGGCGGUCGACGCGCAGAGCCCGGAGCACAGGCAGAUCGGGGAGGGAAGGCAGGGGCCGAUCGUCGACGUCAGGUCCAUCAUCGCCGACUACAGGCUCCGGCACCCCGAGACUGUUCCCAGACGUAGGGGCCGCAGGAUGAGGAACUCCGUGAACGUGGGCCUCGGAGCCGGAGGCGCGAUGGUCGAGACCGUGGGGAACAUGGACUCCCGGCCGUCCAGCACGGACUCCUGCAAGAGCAACUCCAACCUCAGCGAUCCCAACAACGCGAUGAGCUUCAAGGACGUGCUCGUGCAAUUCGCAAAGUUGAGCCAGCAGCAAGGAGAGCCAAUAAAAACACCUCAAAAUUAUCCAGACGUGACGCUGCACCCGGUCGCAGCGACGCCCACGACGCAAAACUCCGCACCGCAGACGGGCUCGGGCUCGCUGCUCCACGGCAUCCUCACCAAGUCCCAGUCGCCGAGGCCCACCACUUUCUCGCCAACGCUGGCCAGGCUGCUCACGGCGCCCGAGAGGGAGAGGAGCGCGCCCGCGAUCACGCCCACCCCUCACCAGAGCGCGCAGCACCUUCUGCAGGCCUAUCAAGGCGCCAAUCCUGUCUCGAUCAGCGACUUCCUCUCCUCGUCCAAGGCCCGAACUGAAAUCACGAUAACUCCAGUUGUCAACAAUCCACUGCCGACUCACGCCAACAACUUGAUUCACGUCGACGACGGAGAGGACGAAACCUCGAUAAUCGAAGAGCGAGAUUCGCGGCUGCCCAUGGGAGCCAGGGAUAACGCAGAUGACAGGGACAGCCCACCGCGCUGCCAAGGCUGCCACGAGCGCGCGGCGCAGUUCGUGUGCGCUGGCUGCGGCAAUCAGUGGUACUGCAGUCGCGAAUGUCAGGUUGCAGCUUGGGAUGAUCACUCGGAGGUAUGUUCUGGAUAGGAAGAGGCCGAACAAUCGAAAGUGAAAUCGCAAAUGAAUCUAGUCAAGAGGAAAAAGCUGAGAAAGAGAAUGUAGGCAGAGGAAGAUCUGACGAAGAGAGAGAGAGAGAGAGAGAGAGAGAGAGAGAGAGAGAGAGAGAGAGAGAGAGAGAGAGAGAGUAUGCAAUCGUGGGCGAGUUGUAUAUUUUUAUGAAUCCUUAUUGUAUCUGUGACUGAAAUAGCUCGUCGUCAUUGCAAUGGACCAUGUUUGUAACGAGCUGACCUAGACUUCUAAGUUAUGCGUUUUACCCCACAUAUUGAAAGUUUUUUGUGAGCGUUCAUUAGAUGUGCAUUGUUCUUUUUUGUUUUCUUCGCACUUUAAAUCAAUGUGAUCAGUUUUAUUUUAUAAAAAAAUUACGUAGCUCAAUACGCCAAAAUAAUUUUAGUAUACAUUCUAUGUAUAAAUCUCAUGCGUUUAAAUGGAAUUACCUUCGCAGGUGAAGAGUUUAAACGCGCAGAGCGAUAGGUUUAAUGACAUGUAAAUAAUUCUAUACGAAUUUGCUGAUUCCACGUUCAGCGUAAGAAAAAUUUCUGAGCGUUGGUUAACAAAGUGCCAUGUGUAAGAUUCGUUCAUUAUAAUUGGACUAUCAGGCCAAAAUAUUUCUUUCGUUCAUCAGCCAGAAUUUCAGAAAUGAUUACUCUUCCAAAUUAUUAUUUAAGGGAGAUCGUCAUCAAUUUCAUCAACGUUUCUUUUGAUUAAUGCACUUUACUGCAUGCAUAUGAGAGAGCGAUUUAGUGACAUUGUAGUAAGAGUGAAAUGACGCGCAGUUCAAUGUAUUGCAAAUAUAUUAUGAUUAAACAUUUUCUCUUAAUGUAAAUUACUCGAAAAUUGCUCUUCAAAUCAAUUUUCAAAAUUGCAUAAUGACGUAUAAUACAGCCGUUCAUUAAACAUUUAAGUUUGUAAUGCAUGCCAGGGGGCAUGCAGUAGUACCAAACAGCUAUUUUAUACCAUAUUUGUUACCAACGUAAAAAUUUAGAUUUAUCGAAACAUUAGUCUUAGUUUAGAAUUAAGGACCUUUUGUAACGUUGUUGAUGAUGUGUUGCUGCGUAAGAGACACGCCUUCAACGCUAGAUUAUCUCAUCGACGAUUGUCCCAGACAUAAUCUGUAGUCCAAAGUUCCUACAGGUACACGCAACAUUACAUAUAUUUUUCCCAUUUAUGAAGCAAACCAAAAUAAAGUUUUUAAUCGUGUUCA